AUGGAGCCUGCUGGCGAAGUUUACCAGACUUUCUUCUCGCUUACUGAAAAUGUUAGAUUUGUAACUUCACAGGACGAAAGUGGGCGGUGUGGUUUGACUCUCGCCGACCGGAAACCUAAUUCCCGGAUGCGGCCGCGGGGAUCUCACCGGAAGCUCGAUAAACGAGCACAUCCGCCACCGUCGCCCGCGCCGCAAAAUUUGGCACCGCGAGCGCUCGCAGCCCGCUUCCGGCCCCCGCCCCCCGCCGCACGCUCGCCUGCGAAAAUAGCGGCCGACCGCUUCGUGUACGCGGUUCAUUCAGUAUGGCCGCCUUCCAUUCAUAAAAAGGCGAGGCGCGAGCGGCGGGACGCGGGCGGGGGCGCGCCGCUCCGCCGGCCCGCGCCCGCCCGACGCCAGUGCGGAAUGUGCCAGCGAACGGAACGGUCGUUUCGUUGGAGCGUAGCGCCGACGCUCCCGGUUUUCCAU
This is a messenger RNA of Brenthis ino (lesser marbled fritillary), 465 nucleotides long. NCBI's taxonomy places the organism in Eukaryota, Metazoa, Arthropoda, Insecta, Lepidoptera, Nymphalidae. The record is from the annotation of a GenBank genome assembly.